Messenger RNA from Taeniopygia guttata (zebra finch), 627 nucleotides. It is a transcript of the gene PPIL1, whose product is annotated as peptidylprolyl isomerase like 1. Gene Ontology annotation, molecular function: peptidyl-prolyl cis-trans isomerase activity. Gene Ontology annotation, biological process: protein folding; protein peptidyl-prolyl isomerization. Gene Ontology annotation, cellular component: catalytic step 2 spliceosome. The record is from RefSeq and is a predicted model, not a curated record. NCBI's taxonomy places the organism in Eukaryota, Metazoa, Chordata, Aves, Passeriformes, Estrildidae.
GACUCCUGGCAGCCUCCCACCGUUUCGAUGGAGACCACGUAAGGGGCGGGGCAUCGCCCCGGUACCGGCACCGGAGACCCUGCCCACCCUUUGUCCCUCCUGCUUCCGCGGCACUGGGGGAUGGGCCCAAUUGUGCUGGAACUGUACUGGCAACAUGCCCCCCGCACCUGCAAGAACUUUGCUGAGCUGAGCCGCCGUGGGUACUACAACGGCACCAAGUUCCACCGCAUCAUCAAGGACUUCAUGGUGCAGGGAGGAGACCCCACGGGUACUGGCCGUGGAGGUGCCUCCAUCUAUGGGAAACAGUUUGAGGAUGAGCUGCACCCUGACCUGAAGUUCACUGGCGCCGGGAUCCUAGCAAUGGCCAAUGCAGGGCCGGACACCAAUGGAAGCCAAUUUUUCCUGACACUGGGCCCAGCACAGUGGCUGGAUGGGAAGCACAGCAUUUUUGGGAGGGUCUGCCAAGGAAUGGGGGUGCUGGGGCGCCUAGCCAUGGUGGAGACCAACUCCCAGGACCGACCCCUCGACGAUGUAAAGGUCAUCAAGGCGUAUCCCUUGGGGUAGGGGUGUGACGUACCCUCCCUCCACAUUGUACUGCACGUUUGUAAUAAAGGAGGUUGGAUGUGG